Molecule: messenger RNA, 582 nt
Organism: Chinchilla lanigera (long-tailed chinchilla)
Lineage: Eukaryota; Metazoa; Chordata; Mammalia; Rodentia; Chinchillidae
Product: cytochrome c oxidase subunit 6A1, mitochondrial
Exons: 3
Coding region: 39-368 (109 amino acids)
Biological process (GO): mitochondrial electron transport, cytochrome c to oxygen
Cellular component (GO): mitochondrial inner membrane
Molecular function (GO): enzyme regulator activity
Source: RefSeq, a predicted model, not a curated record
UACUUCCGCUUCCGGCGCUCGGGUGCUCCAGGACCAAAAUGGUGGCUGCGGCGAUAGCUGCGUCCCGGGUGUCUCGGCUGCUAGGCCGGCCCCGCCCGGAGGCGGGGCGGCUUAUGUCGAGUGGCGCCCACGGCGAGGGCUCAGCUCGCAUGUGGAAGGCCCUCACCUUCUUCGUGGCGCUCCCGGGGGUGGGAGUGAGCAUGCUGAAUGUGUUCCUGAAGUCGCACCACGGAGAGGAGAGACCCGAGUUCAUCCCCUACCCCCACCUCCGCAUCAGGACCAAGCCCUUUCCGUGGGGAGAUGGCAACCAUUCGCUAUUCCAUAACCCUCAUGUGAAUCCGCUUCCAACCGGCUAUGAAGAUGAAUGAAGAGAACCUGGACCGUUAUCACCCAGGCAUCCGGGAGCAAAGCUCUGACUUGGACCAUUACUCCGCACUCGGACCAGAAAAGCGUAUGGGACCUUAAGCUCACCUUCCUUACUUGUAUCACAUGAUGACCAUCAUACUGAUUUUCCAUCCCUUUGCUUGUGGCAAGAGAUGGCUUAAAUAAAUAACUUAGACUCGGAUUGGUCAUAAUCUGAAA